GUUGUUCACAGACUGUAGCGAAAGGUUGUGAGCAUACUCGGUGCAGCGUUCCGUGAGCGUUGCGCCAUCGCAAUGACUAGUCUGCGCUGAUGGACAGAGCUCCAGCGUACAGUGCAGCAUGCCUCUUGAGAGUUCACUCACCUCGUCGAGGGCAGAAGGUGUACAGUAGAACAGUAUUGAUACAACGGAUACCCGUCUUUGAGGAUGUUCACAUGAGGCUUCGGAGAUCUACAAUCGGCGGCAUGUCUCGCAGGAGAUACUGUAUUGUAUCGCAAACAUGUACAGUAGACCCCGUAUUCUCUCAUCUUCUGUACCGCAAUCUUGCGCUUUCGAAACGUGAAAUUGACGAACAUGCUUUGUCAAACGCUUCGUUGCGUCAGUUUAGACAGCGUUGCGUCAGUCGCCGCAAUUGCUGCUCUGAGCACUUUGCACAAUUUCUACAGAAGUACUGUACAGUACGAUGCAGAAGCUGUGUUGAAAGAGCAGGCGGCACCGCGUUGACUGAACACGUGCGCACUUCAGGCCGACAGUCAUAUGGCAGAGAAUGUGCUGUUCGUUCAGGAAGCAACUUGCUCGAUGCGGCUCCAACGCUUCGCUACAGUAUGCCAAGUCGUCCGUCCUACAGUACUCCACGUAGAUACCAGUACAAUGUGCGCACUGUAGUUGACUUCAUCUAUUGGACAGGGGGGAGGGCUCACAUGCGCAAUUUAGUAGCUGCCCAACGAUUAUGGAGACUGGACUGAUGCAGUAUGAUACAGUAGGCCUGCACAGCCCCAAAGUUGGCUAUUACAUCAGGCUGUUGGCAAGCGCAAACCUUGGC
Molecule: messenger RNA, 820 nt
Organism: Microstroma glucosiphilum
Lineage: Eukaryota; Fungi; Basidiomycota; Exobasidiomycetes; Microstromatales; Microstromataceae
Exons: 1
Coding region: 90-743 (217 amino acids)
Source: RefSeq, a predicted model, not a curated record